CCGGCAGGCAGUCAGCUGAGCCAAAUCACUCGACCUUCAAACAAUUAUUUACAUAAAGCACAAAUUUCGCUGCCUCCUGCACUACCGAGAUGCACGGGAUCCACAGAGGGGUGCUCAGGAGGGUCGGCGGAAGCUUAGCAGUACUCAGGAAGGAACCAGCAGGAACAUGGCAGCCACAGGACUCGCGUAUGGAAGAAGGAAGAGGUGGGGGAUGCCUUCUCGCUGCACCCUGGCCACCCCUGCUCACACUACCUCACCGACCCUUCAUUUCAACCGUAUUGGGGGGCAAGAAGAAAGAAUAUUCAGAGAGGCGUGUCUUAGGGUACUCCAUGAACCAAAUGUUUGAUGUGGUGUCUCAGGUGGAGGAUUAUCAUAAGUUUGUCCCCUACUGCAAAAAAUCACUAGUCACAGUCAGGCGGCCAGGUUUCCUUAAGGCUGACCUUAUAGUUGGGUUUCCUCCAGUAGUGGAGUCAUACACCUCCAGCGUGACCCUUGCCAAGCCCCACCUGGUGCGAGCCGUCUGCACUGAAGGGAAGCUAUUCAACCACCUCCUCACCAUAUGGAAAUUCAGCCCAGGGAUCCGAGGACAGCCCAACACCUGCACAUUGGACUUCUCUGUAUCGUUUGAGUUCCGUUCAGCUAUCCACUCACAACUGGCACACGUGUUCUUUGAUGAGGUGGUCAGGAAAAACGUGAACUCCUUCCUGAGAGAGGCCGAGAAACGUUACGGCAAAGCUUCCAUCGUUGCUCGACCCCCUCGCAUACUACAUGCCUCUUGAGGGAAGCAACCUUAGGGCUUUUAUUUUCUUAAUAUCUGUAUCUACUGGUGUGUAUGUGUGUGUGUAAGGAUAUAUGUGUGUGUGUGUGUGUGACUGUAUUUAUUGUACAUAUGCGUUUAUAAAGUCUGUUAAUAAGACUUUUCUAUGCAAUACUGUGUUGUCACUGCCGAUCUGUCUCCUGUUUCCUAUUUCUAUAUGAAUGUAUGUCUUGUCUGUCCAUCUCUUUCCCUCUUGUUCUGUAGUGAAAAUAAAAAUUAUGGUAUCAUGUGUUCUGUGUAUGUUUCUCUCUCUCUCUCUCUCUCUCUCUCUCUCUCUCUCUCUCUCUCUCUCUCUCU
This is a messenger RNA of Portunus trituberculatus (swimming crab), 1114 nucleotides long. Its product is annotated as coenzyme Q-binding protein COQ10 homolog B, mitochondrial-like. The record is from RefSeq and is a predicted model, not a curated record. Bases 90 to 779 code for a protein of 229 amino acids. Gene Ontology annotation, biological process: cellular respiration; ubiquinone biosynthetic process. Gene Ontology annotation, molecular function: ubiquinone binding. Lineage: Eukaryota; Metazoa; Arthropoda; Malacostraca; Decapoda; Portunidae. The transcript is spliced from 5 exons. Gene Ontology annotation, cellular component: mitochondrion.